AUGGCAUGUGGGCUAGUACUUACUCUAAGAGGGUGGAAAAAGCUCUCAGACGGCAUACCCUAUGAGCACAUAGAAGAAGACUUGAGCAACAAGAGCCAGUUGCUCCUCAAGUACAAUCCGGUUCACAAGAAGGUCCCGGUACUUGUCCACAACGGAAAAUCCAUUGCUGACUCAUACAUCAUCCUAGAGAACAUUGAUGAAACUUGGAAAAAUGCUCCUCGGAUCCUGCCUGAAGAUCCUUACAAAAGAGCCUAA
Prunus armeniaca (apricot) is the source of this 255-nucleotide messenger RNA. Lineage: Eukaryota; Viridiplantae; Streptophyta; Magnoliopsida; Rosales; Rosaceae. The record is from the annotation of a GenBank genome assembly.